AUGCAUCACCCCAACUCCAUGGUUAAUGAGAGGACUUGCUGGGCGCUGCUGGUGCUGGCGGCGGCGGUGGGCGCGGCGGUGCUGGCGGCCGACCAGCUGGCCGAGUUCUCGCGCAGCCCGACGCGCACCCUGCUCCAGGCGAGGCACCUGCCCGUCGGUAGCCUGCCCUUCCCCGCCGUCACGCUGUGUCCAGCCGUCAAGACCAACAGGACGCUGGCCUCACAGCUGCUCACGAGGUGGUUGGAGGAAAGAGGCCUGGCGGAGGAGGCGAGCACGGCGCGCGUGGAGGCGGCGCUGGCGGCGCUGUCGCUGCAACAGUUCCCCUACUUCAAGAGGCUGGCGCCGUUCGUGCGCGCCGCCGGCCCACUCGCCUACCACCUGCGCGACCUCAACGUCACAGACUUCAUGCUCAAGGUUCUGCCCAGCUGCAGGUCUUUCUUCCACUUGUGCUCCUGGUUGCGGCAGCGGAUGAACUGCUGCGAGAUGUUCCGGCUCUUGCCCACUGAGAAUGGCUACUGCUACUCAUUCAAUACGGUCCCCGCCAAAAGUUUUGGACAGUGCGACAUCGACGCGUGGCGUCGGGGCGACCCCUCGUGCCGGCUGCUGUCGGCGGCGACUGCCGGGGUGCGGUCGGCGCUGCUGGUGGCGCUGGCGGCGCAGGACCCAGGCGACGCCCUGCCCGACGGCAUGCAGCGCGACGCCGGCGUCGGCGUCAGGCUGCCCUCACAGUCGUGGAUGCGACCCCGCUCUGUCCGGCAGGUGGUGGUGCACUCGCCGCUGUCGUACCCGGACCCGGGCGCGCGCGGCGCGCUGCUGUCGCCCGCAGCCGGCGGCCCCGUGCUGCGCUUCAGCGUCACGCCGCAGGUGACGCACGCGGCGGACGGCGUGCGCGGCGUGUCGUGGCGCCGGCGCGGCUGCCUGCUCUCCGACGAGUGGCCGCAGCCGCACGAAGAGGCCGCUGGCGGCGGCGACGGUGACGGCGGCCGCCGCGCCUACGACGUGCGCCUCUGCCUCGCGAUCUGCCGCGGCCAGCACAUCCGGCGCCGCUGCGGCUGUAUGCCUUACUUCUACGGUACGACAGCCCUUGUUCAUCUAUUCACGUGGACAUUUUAG
Molecule: messenger RNA, 1113 nt
Organism: Schistocerca serialis cubense
Lineage: Eukaryota; Metazoa; Arthropoda; Insecta; Orthoptera; Acrididae
Exons: 6
Coding region: 1-1113 (370 amino acids)
Biological process (GO): sodium ion transmembrane transport
Cellular component (GO): membrane
Molecular function (GO): ligand-gated sodium channel activity
Source: RefSeq, a predicted model, not a curated record